Molecule: messenger RNA, 1932 nt
Organism: Armigeres subalbatus
Lineage: Eukaryota; Metazoa; Arthropoda; Insecta; Diptera; Culicidae
Exons: 3
Coding region: 734-1909 (391 amino acids)
Cellular component (GO): membrane
Source: RefSeq, a predicted model, not a curated record
CAGUUUAAGCCGCGAUGUGAUCGAAUGCGUUUCAUAUAAGUGUUAGUCGCUUUAUUUGGGACAUUGCGACCUAAAUAAUUAGUGUUCAAUGAAAUUCGAAAACUUCAGCACCUUAUACUCAUUAUCAUCAUUACAACAAUGUAAAACAUUGCAACACCCUACCGAAAGGUAUCCAACGACAGCCAUCGACGACGACGACGCCGGCAUGAGCGCCCCAAUGGAAUGGGUGGCAUUGCGGCGCACUCUCUGGUGAUAGCACAUGGCUCUUCGCCGCGGAUCCUGCAUUCAUCUCAGAGCAUCGGCGGCAGUCAGUUAGUUCGGUUUGCGACUGGACUUAUCCAGAUGAGCCCGCUCAUCUAAUAAAAAGAAACAGCGAUGUAGUGUCACUACGCCGACUAAAGUGGUCAUUGUGCAGUAGUUUGCCGGUUACGGAAUAAUGCAACGAAAGACUGAGUUUUUUAAAGUGAAUUACACCGAUCAGCCAUCAAAUGCGAAGCAAUUAGUUAGUGAGGACAGUUGAAGUGGCUUGGUGGCAUAAAAAAACUGUUUUCACUGUUUGUUAUGGUGUGUCUGGGGCCGGCCCCAGUCUGUGGCGGAAUAUUUUGGCUAUUUUCCGGGCGUGCGUGGAACAACGGCAUUCCGUAGACAGUAAGGAAUAGGGGGUUUCGUAAGCGCAAAUUUGAAUUACUUUUUUUUUACGGAGAAGAGAUUUGCAUCUGAACUACUCUCAAGUAUGGCUGGAGAUGAUUACAGCAUCGUAGAAGAACGGAUCGGAGCCCAAAAUGAGGUCUUCGAUGUGGUCGAGGUACUCAGCAAUGAAGUGGACCGAGUGGGAGAGGAGUUCAGUAUGAACGAUCAGCUGUUUGAGCCGUGGUCAGAGGGUCUGGCGCUGUAUGGAUACAUUGGAUUUGUCGUCGGUGGAGGAAUAUUGCUGAAUUUGAUUCUCAUCAAAGGAAUUCUGCAAGCAAAAUAUAGCGGUGCCUUAUAUUUCGUUCUACAAAUUGCAAUUCUGGAUAUCUGCACGCUUCUGAUAAGCAUUUGGGAGCUGUUCUACAUCGUCCACCAACAGUGGACAUUCGAAACCGAACAGUGCACAUUCUACAUCGGUUUCGAGUCGUUCACCAACAUUGCCAUCGUUUACUUCAUCAUUGGACUGAACUUUCACUCGAUCUCCACUUAUAAUCUGGCGCAGCAGAUAUCGACCGCCGAUGAUGAACUAACCAAUCCGUGCCAUGACAUAGACUGCAGUUCCGACUACAUGACUGCCGAGGAAAAUAGUUACGAAGUUGCAACGGAAAACAUCAGCCAAAAGCGAUCGCUAACCAUCGACUACCGGCAUCGGAAAACCAGCAUCCCGGUCAUAUGGCCUGUACUACUGAUCUGGUUCAUCGCCAUGUCCGAAUCGCUGCCCCUGUUUCUGUUUUCCGAUGUGAUCGCAACCGACGAGGAUGUAAAGUUCUGCACCGUUCUGAUCAACGAUCGCACCAAUCACUACAUCAUCCAGUGGCUAGUCAUUUCCAUUAGAAUCGUGAUCCCCACGGUUACGUUGAUCGUCACCACCGGUAUGACCAUUUUCAAGUUCUUCCAAGGUAAAAGGUUCAUACAACCGAACGAAAUCGACGAAAAUGUGGCAUUCAUUUUGAAGGUGUCGAUUUUCCUUUCGCUGUCGUACGUUGCGCUAUCGCUGCAAAAACUGUACGGAUCUCUGCUGUUCGAAGUGCUCUCGAAACCGAUACUCAGGCACAAGUAUCCGGAGUUUGACAAACAAUCGGGACUGAUAUUCUCGUUGCUGCACUACUGUUUGUCAUUUGUGCGGCCGCUUGUGAUCAUCAUACUUUGUAAGUUGAAACAUAAUCAUAUGGAUAUUACUUUUAUCUAUAAGGGCAGUGCGAAGGUCACGGAUAUGUAGUAGGAUGUGAAUAAAUUUGUAUA